UCUCUCUCUCUUUCUCUCCGGACUCACUCUCCAAAGCUUGGAGAUCUGAUCUGCUCUCCGCAAGCUCUCUGCAGAUUCGAAUUCGAGAUCCAGUAAUGUACAACAAUCCGACCGCACAGCCUGGUGGGGUGCCCAUACCUCCAACAAAUCCUCAGCCCACACCAUUUGGCAAUGCUUUUUAUGGUGCUGGUUCAGGUCUUAUCCGCGGUGGGCUUGGUGCUUAUGGAGAAAAAAUUUUAGGAUCUAGCUCUGAGUACGUGCAAAGUAAUAUUAGCAGGUAUUUUUCUGAUCCGCAGUACUAUUUCCAAGUGAAUGACCAAUACGUGAGGAACAAGUUGAAGGUGGUUUUGUUUCCAUUCCUCCAUAGGGGGCACUGGACACGAAUUACGGAGCCAGUGGGAGGCAGGCUGUCAUAUAAGCCCCCAAUAUAUGAUAUUAAUGCUCCAGAUUUGUACAUUCCGCUUAUGGCAUUUGGUACUUACGUUGUACUUUCUGGCCUGCUGUUGGGUCUUCAGGGGAAGUUCAGCCCUGAAGCCUUGAACUGGCUGUUUGUCAAAGGAUCGCUUGGCUGGUGUAUGCAAGUAGCACUGCUAAAAUUAACAUUACUGUCAUUGGGUAGUGGGGAGGCACCAUUGCUGGACAUUGUGGCAUAUGCUGGUUAUACUUUCACAGGAUUGUGCUUGGCAGUUCUUGGGAAGAUUGUGUUGAGAUACAUGUACUUUGUGCUGAUGCCGUGGACCUGCUUGUGCAUGGGGAUCUUUCUGGUGAAGACCAUGAAGCGAGUGCUGUUUGCGGAGGUGAGGAGUUAUGAUUCGAGCAGGCACCACUAUCUGUUGCUCUUUAUCGCCCUUGCUCAGUUUCCACUCUUCAUGUGGCUUGGCAAUAUCAGUGUCAACUGGCUUUUCUAAUUGAUGAAUCUUCUAGUGUCAUUUUCCGAAGCAAUGUCGAAAAGAUCUAGCAAAUUACAAAGGGUUAUAUAGGCUGGUAAUCUAGCUGUUGCUUCAAUUCUUUUGGUUACCAAA
Messenger RNA from Rhodamnia argentea, 1022 nucleotides. Its product is annotated as protein YIF1B-like. The transcript is spliced from 5 exons. Gene Ontology annotation, cellular component: endoplasmic reticulum membrane; endoplasmic reticulum-Golgi intermediate compartment; Golgi membrane. Gene Ontology annotation, biological process: endoplasmic reticulum to Golgi vesicle-mediated transport. Bases 96 to 908 code for a protein of 270 amino acids. Lineage: Eukaryota; Viridiplantae; Streptophyta; Magnoliopsida; Myrtales; Myrtaceae. The record is from RefSeq and is a predicted model, not a curated record.